AGUGCUUGGAUCGGAAUGAAUGAUCUGGCUAACGAAGGCAAUCAUAUCUGGGUUUCAUCCGGGAAUGAAGCCGAAUUUAAGAGUUUUGCACGCAACCCAUUUCAUGAUGAUUACUCUGUGGAAAACUGUGUUGAAAUGAGGAAAAACGGUCAGUGGAACGAUGUGUACUGCAAAAGAAAUCGAAACUAUUUUUGCGAACUUUCGGGUAUCGAGAAAUGUCCAACAGGAUGGACCUCUUUUGGAAAAAGUUGCUAUAGCAUAAGCAGCAGCCCUGCAAGUUGGUUUUUGGGUCAGACUGUAUGUAAAAAGCAUGGAGCAGAUCUUGUAGAAAUUACCAGCGCUGCAGAGAAUGCAUUCUUGACCGGCAUGAAGAGCGAGGUGAAUGUUGCAAGUGCUUGGAUUGGACUGAUUGUUGAGGGAAACGCACGUAUCUGGGUUUCAUCCAGAUAUGUUGCCAACUUUACGAAUUGGGCAAGUGGGCAGCCUAGCGAUUCUUCCCUUUUGGAAGACUGUAUUGAAAUGCGGGAUACCGGCUAUUGGAAAGAUGUGGACUGUGAAAAGAAACGAAAAUUCAUUUGUGAACGUUCUGGCAGCACAACAGAUGACCACAGCAAACCUUCAGGUAACUGCUUCCCAGACCCAUGCCUAAAUGGAGGAACGUGUAUCGAUGCGAAAGAUAAUUACACAUGUUCUUGUCGCCCUUCAUUCUUUGGAAAAACUUGUGAGGAAAUCGAACCCAAUAACUGCUCGCCAAACCCGUGCCUAAAUGGCGGUACCUGUGUUGAUGGAACCAAUUAUUACAUAUGCUACUGCACAAAUGCAUUUACUGGACGCAACUGUGAUGAGACAUGUCCAGCAGGAUGGACCCUUUUCGAUAGAAGUUGCUACACCUUCAAUAUUAACCCUGCAAGCUGGACUUCCGCUCAGACUUUGUGCAGAAAUGACGGAGGAAAUCUUGCGGAAAUUACCGACGCUGCAGAGAAUUCAUUCCUGGUCCACCUAAGAAACAACUAUUCAGAUACAGAUGCUUGGAUUGGCUUGAGAAAGGCUAACAAUAAAGACACUUACACCUGGGUUUCAUCUGGAAAGGAUCCCAUAUUCACAUACUGGGCAAGUGGCCAACCUAACCUUGCUGCUACUCUGGAAGGCUGUGUUGAAAUAUGGUGGGCCGGAAAGUGGAACGAUUUGCAAUGCGGAACCAAACGACCCUAUUUUUGUGAACGUUCAGUAAUUGUUGCGAAUUAACAGAACUGGAAAAUCUAGAAAGAAAAUGAUCUGCCAAAGACCUGUUAAGAAAGAUUUUACUGUCAUUUUUAAUCCAUACUAGCAAUAUACUAUGUAUCGUAUAAUUAAUUUACCCUCUCAAAUUGUUCAAGUUUAUUUACUGGGGAUAGUAAGGUCGCUUGUUUUAUGUAGUGACAGAAUUAGUUCAGUGAAUGAGAUGUUGAUCAAUAUUUUCAUUUCAAUGUCGAAACAUAUGAUAGUGUGCUAAUUGCAGCAUCUUGUGUAUCACGGUUUCUUUAAGCAUAACAUGUGUAAGACAUUCACAUUCACCUGACGGAGAUGUCAUUUAUUUAUUUAUAUUGUCCUACAAUCUGUAUAUAAUGGGGAUUAAAGAUAACUAUUAACCACAUUUCAGUGACAUACUCUGAUAUGCCACUGUGCUAUAAUGUACAUUAACUGUAAAUGACACAGGUUACAAAUAAAAUUGGAGACCCGUAUAAAAAUAAUUAUUUGUCGCCAUAAACAAUGAAAG
Messenger RNA from Mercenaria mercenaria, 1756 nucleotides. Its product is annotated as macrophage mannose receptor 1-like. NCBI's taxonomy places the organism in Eukaryota, Metazoa, Mollusca, Bivalvia, Venerida, Veneridae. Gene Ontology annotation, molecular function: signaling receptor activity; calcium ion binding. The transcript has 10 exons. The record is from RefSeq and is a predicted model, not a curated record. The coding region runs from base 16 to 1245 and encodes 409 amino acids.